AUGGUGGUGUGUGAGUGGUCAAAGCUGACUUUGUCACUGUUGUAUAUCAAGUCUGAUGUUCUCGGAUAUUUUAGUGUUCUUGCACCGCCACUUCUUCAGCCUCUGUUACGAAACUGGGCCAAGGGCCAACGCCUCGCUUUUCUUGAAAAUUUUAUUAGUGACUACAAGGAAGCCUUGCUCACCAAAAAAAGUCCUUCAGUCCUCGAUUCCAUAAUCAAUCAAUGGUUUGCGCAAUUUCACUGGACUAUCCCCCUUUCCGCUGUCGAUACCACAACGGCAACCAUCCUACCCAUCGAUGCUCAGGGUCAUGAAAUUCUGACGUCAGCGGAUUCCAUUCUCAAAGGGCGAGUAAUCGAACGUGCACAUAAUUCUCUUUAUCACUGGUACGAGUACUGGUGCAAACGAACAACAGUGCUUCCAUGCAUUUGUAAAGGCGACAAGGACCCUGUUUCCGCACUGGUCAAGCAACUUCUUGGACAGAACACCUCGGCAUCAAGGCGCACCGCCAGUUGGGAGGUGUGGGGAAAAGAACACUUCCCCUCGUUUAAGGACGAAUUCGAGGCCGAAUUUGCCGCCAGUGGUCGACCUAAAUCGCAACGUGCGACCGCCCGGAACGACUUCAAGUUAUCGCGGUGGAAGGAGCUCGAUGAAGAAACUCAACGUCAGUGGGACGAAAAGGCAAAAGACUUGCAUGCGGCCAAAAAAACAUCUCGCUCAGCGACGUCCGGCUUGAUGGCCCCUGCCGAUGCUCAAGAGGUUUUAGACAAACUCCCAAAUCUGUUGGGACCUAUGAUUCAAAUCAUCGGAGAGACAAUCGGGAUGCAUAUCAGUGUCUUGAUUGGUGGCCCGGAGCCACAGAGGAAGGGUCAGCUGAAUGUGUUUGGGAUUCAUCAUGGUGAAAACAAAGCGGCGAUUCCGAAGGUUUGGGCUUUGGCGGAAAAAGACAAGUUCAAGGUGGUAAACGAAGUGUUUCUAUCUUUUCUCUCAACUUGUUACACUGCGGAGGAGCAGCGCGCGCGCGCUUUACCUGAAGACCUGACUGGCGACGGGAACGCCAUUGCUGGCCCUUCAUCCUCAGGCAUCGAUUCGUCUCAGCCAACUACCGCUAUGCCCCCAAACUCCUCGGAUGUAGCGGGUGGUAAGCGGAAGCACCGCACAGAGAAGAAGGACAAGAAGGCCAAGAAGAGUCGAACGACGCACCAGAAGCACAAGAAGAACAACAAGAGGCCAAACAAACGCCGCAAGCCGAACGUUGCCUCUGAUGAGGACGGUUCCAGUGGUGAAGACACCUCUGAUCCUUCAGAGGUGGAAAGUAGCGAGGAUGACGAGGACGAGGAGGAUGAAGAUGAAGAUGACGACGACGACAAGCCCGUCAAUCCGCGGCUCACCAAACACACGUCGAUGGAUCCAAAGCGUUGGAAAACCAAAGCCACGACAGCUGUCAACACUGAUGAUUCCAUCAGCAUCAAUGUCAAGGCAACCAACGCAGCGACAGUCCCUCCGCCGACCGCUCCCUCCCCUGUUCGCCCCAUGCCAGAAAGUCCCCCCACACCAGCAACUGCUUCUGCUCUUACUUCCCUCCCACCAGCCGCACCCUUGCCCCCCCCUCCCCUCUCGCAGCCUUCCUCCCCAGUUCUCCCCUCACCAGCAGGUCCCUCCACACUGGCCCUUGCUUCUGGUGUCACUCCGGCUGCUCCGCCGUGCACGAAGGCUCCACAAGAAGCCGUCUCGUGGCCUUCUUGGUUUGCUGAUGCCCACGCAUUCCUGUCAAGUCAGAAUCUAGGCCCCAACUUCGCAUUCCUGAUCGAACAAUUCACGGAUUUAGAGCGACGCACCGACUUUGCCCCAGGCGCAUGUUCUGCAGGCUUUAAGCCAGACAACAGGCCUGCAGAAGUCCAUUACUGGAUUUCUCGUGGGCGAGCAAUACAGCCGAAGGUCGACACGGUGGCUGAUUUUGAGAAGAGUUGGUGGAAGUGGUGGAAGGGGCUUCAGCCAGAAUGGAGGGCUGUAUCAGAUGUAGUCGGCCCUCUCAACUCCUCGCAUCGUUCGAACUUGGUGAGCGGUGCCGAUUGGUCAGUAGUAAACAAACAUGGUAGAAACGCUUUUUUUUCUGUGAUGGCGACUCUCGUCUGGUGGGGUGUAGCGCUUCCCACUCUAUCCACUGCAGAUGAAGGUUGGAUGGCGGCCAUUCAGGAUGUGGGAUGGGUGCUCACUGGUCUGUUAAGUGCCAGCUCAUCAAUGCUGAUUUCUACCAACGCCUCCCAUGUCCUUCCCCCAUCCACGUCGAUUUCUAUUGGCACCUCGCGCAAGCGCAGGCGCUAA
Molecule: messenger RNA, 2322 nt
Organism: Laccaria bicolor S238N-H82
Lineage: Eukaryota; Fungi; Basidiomycota; Agaricomycetes; Agaricales; Hydnangiaceae
Exons: 6
Coding region: 1-2322 (773 amino acids)
Source: RefSeq, a predicted model, not a curated record